This is a messenger RNA of Ziziphus jujuba (common jujube), 318 nucleotides long. RefSeq lists its product as uncharacterized. Lineage: Eukaryota; Viridiplantae; Streptophyta; Magnoliopsida; Rosales; Rhamnaceae. The coding region runs from base 1 to 318 and encodes 105 amino acids. The record is from RefSeq and is a predicted model, not a curated record. The transcript has a single exon.
AUGGGAGAGUUCGGGUCGGAUAAUCGAUUCGGCGGAGGUCAAUGGAGGAACGAGAUUGUGAGCGGGAAGAGCUACGGAGCUAGGCAGACUCAAGCUUACUCAUCAUCAUCGCCCGGUUUGCCUCCGAUUCCAACUCACGCGGCGCGACAGAGUCAGAGCGAUUCGAAGCCCUGGAGCUUCAAAGAUCCCGAGUCGAAGAGGAGGAAGAGGAUCUAUAAGUAUAAGGUUUACAGCGUUGAAGGUAAGGUCAAGGACUCUGUGAGGAAAGGACUUCGUUGGAUCAAGAACAAGUGCUCUCAGAUUGUUCGUGGGUACUAA